AAAUUUUUUAUAAUAAUGCUAACACAAUUAUUUUCACAACACAUGUGAUGUGUUCAUAUAAUAUUCGAAAUUAUUAUAAAUCCAAUGAUUUCCAAAUUUCUAAGGCAGAUUUUCGGUUCCUUCAUUGUUCUGUAACAGAAACUUAAACAGUCUCAUUCCAUUCUAAAUUUAAACUAGUUUUUAUACCACAUGUCAAUUAGGCCCGUCGCCAACAUAUGAUCGGAAGGUAACAGUAACUAAAUUUUUCGGGAUUUGCGGGAACAGGUAUUCUUGGUGGUUCCUCAGGAGCCCCUCAAGCAAGAAGUCAUGGAGACGGAUAAUGAGCUGACGUCAGGGACACAAACUGGCACCGAAGAAACGGUCGGAAGCUCGGACAUUAAUGCAGAUGAAGCUGAAGCCAUCACCCGUUCUAUGGACAUGUCUAUAGCAUUUUGGGGUACAUCAAAAGAACCACCAGAGAAAAUACCAGCCACCAGGCUGAAAUGCCCUCUACAGAAUCCUGGCAAAGCAUCUAGCGUGGCACUCAAAAUUUGGGAAAAAAUGACCCAAAGGGAUCUUGAUAAAGUUAAGGAAAUUGAAGUUUCACUCAUGACUGAAGGAGAGAUUGGGACGGUAGUUCUCUUUAAUGCACUCAAAUAUAUUAUAGAAAGCAUCGGGAUGGAAUUCGAAGAAAUGCUUAAGAGUGUCGACGAAGAUCCUAUAGAAUCAACUAUUUCGCUAACGAAUGAAAUCCUGCACAUUUUCAACCUCAAUGAGCCCCCAGAGAUUGUGGAAGAUGAAGAAUGUAGUAGUUAUAUACACUAUAGCCCCAUCAGCAAUGUAUCUAAGCAAACCGAGAAGCAAAGGAAAGAUAUAUCGAACAAAAUGAAAAUUCUGAUAAAUAAAGCUCACGAGAUGGGUAUUCAUGAUGUCCGGGUCCCAUCUUCUCCUUACCUGUCAGAACGCUCGAAAUUGUCAUUGAUAGAGAAGCAGAUAACAUCGAAAAUGAAACUAAGAAAUGUGAAAAAAAUAUUCGAAGAUACAGAAAGGGGCACAUCUGAGUGUUCAUUUGGAGAAUCGAAAUUUGGACAGUCUCUUAGAUACCAAAGGAGGAAGUCUGCACAUCAGAAGAAGGAUCCCAAAAGGCCUACCCUCGCCGAUAGACCCAAAUUCCGAUCUGCCGUGAAAGCUGAAUCUUUACGUUAUGAAGACCUGUUCAAGCAAACUCCAGAUAUUACUAAAAGAAUCAGAAAAGUUCGAGAAAUCAGGAAAAAGUUUAUGGAAAAAUCUAAAAAUGGUACUGAUGGCAAAAGUUCUUCAAACUUAUAUAACGUCAGAAAUACAAGGAAUCGUUACCUUGCAACUCCUUUUUCUAAUUAUAGUAAUUACAGCCUUGCCUAUAAAGGCAGAACUCCAAGACUACAUAAACGAUACCAUUUACCUCAGAUGCACAAUUCUCGUAUAAGAGAUUACAGUUUAAAUGAUAAUAAGAGUAGUACGAGAGGCAGAAUCGGAAGCACAGAUGAACUGCAGAGUGAAGAUUUCCAACAAGCUUCAAAUAUUUUACAAAGACAUGGCAGUAGGGAUAAAAUGUUAUAUGAAAUGAAAAAAAUGGUUAAUGAGGCUGUGCAAGCUGUAAAAGGAUCAAAUCGUCUUAAGCAUUCUAUAUGUUUGCCAGAUGAGAAAAAAACAUUUAGAAUUAAAGCAAGAGAAAAAAAUCGAAAUAGCAAAACGGGAAUGAGUGACAUUUCUCAUACAAUGCAAUCAACUACAAAUUCAGAUAAAAGCGAUAACUCAAAUUUUUCAAAUGACAAGAAAAAAAAUGAAACUUUUGUAACAGUAAAACAAGAGGCAGGUCUUCAAAACAUAAACAAAGAAGAAAAUAAAGUAUCUACUGAAGUUAAAGUAUCCAGAGAUUUCGGUGGUCCAGGACUAAAGGUAUCAGUAAUAAGUAAGGUCUCUGGUAAUGAGGAAACAGAAGAUAUGCCACAGCCGAGAAGUACGAAAGAUAUCCGUGAAGCUAUCAGUAUUCUGAAGGAAUAUAUCGCUCUGAAAAACAACGAAAACCUGGGUCGCCUCGAAUCAAAGAGCGUUCAUAAAGGAAAAGAUAGAUCCUUGAUGCUAACGAGCAUCAAAUCUGAUGAAUUAUUCAAAGAAAAGAACACAACUUCAGAAACUGUCGCAAAAACUGAAGUAAUAAUAGAGCCUAAUUCUCUUGAAAGUAUACCGAAAGAAGAAGCUUACGAAGAAGAAGCGGAGGCAAGAUCUAAUGAGAAUUCGAUCUGGAAUAUCAGCCAAGAAAUAAUGGAUGAAGAAGCUGAUCGAACAUAUCAAACCUACGCUGUAACGAUGCUUAUGCCGAUGGAUAGCGGGGUGGAGGAUACGCGUUUCUAUAGCCCCUUCCAGUUCGAAAACAUGUUUCUCAAUCGAACAAGCAACAGAUUCAUGCAGGAUCAAAUUGGAGACUUAAGUGACAACGGAUGGUCCUCCUGGGACAGCCCCAUCUGGCAUAGUCUUCAUAUGGAUGAUGGCUUCACCACUACCGUAAGGAACGAAAGUGAUUCCUUAUAUGUGAAUACCAGUGAGGAACACAUGAAUUACGACAUAGGAGAGACUGGUGAAGAUAUUUCUAUAAUGCAACACCAACAGAUUAACACAACUAUUUCUACCAUGAGUGUGGUGGUCGUUGAUAGUGGUUCAAGAUCCGGAAGGAGUUCUUACUUUUCAAUGAUGUCAUCGGCUGCCUAUGGACUAUACCGAAUUUUCAUAAAUUCCAUCAUAAGAUCGGUGGCCAUAUUUUUUAAACCUUUCUGUAUAAUUGCAGCUUUCAAACUAAGGAGAAAUGAAAACAAUCAGUGAGAAUAAUGAAGAUUGUACGUUCUUUUUAUUUUAUUUUUUUAAGUUUCUUAAAUGAGUAUUGGGUAUAUUAACUCCUUAUGUAAAUAAAGUAAAAUUUACAAGAUUUACUUUAUUACAAUCAUCUAUGUAAUAUUUUAGCCUGAACUGAGUAAUUAAAUCUAAUUCAAUCUUGA
Nezara viridula (southern green stink bug) is the source of this 3011-nucleotide messenger RNA. The record is from the annotation of a GenBank genome assembly. Lineage: Eukaryota; Metazoa; Arthropoda; Insecta; Hemiptera; Pentatomidae.